UGGUUUACCCAGCAGAAUACUUUCUUUUUCCCAACAGCAUCUGUUCAGCAGCCAAACACGAGUCAGCACAUCCAGGGCCAGUUCUUGGCCAGGAUUCAUCUCAUUCAGUCAAAUAGAAUAUCCUCCUUUGGAGCUUCAUUAAAUACUUUACAGCACACACAUGAGCCUUCCUCCACCUGCGUGCCGGUUCGGCAUGGUGCCUCUCAGGAUGUUGGGGCUUCUCCUGCUCUCGUUGUUAACCUAUGGUAGCAACCUCACAUGCCCCCCAAGACUUGACCUUCUGAUCCUGGAUGCUCCUGGGAUCAUAGAAUAUGGAACAGAAGUUCAUGCAAACUGCUCCACAACAGAAAAAAGGUUUGAAGAAUUAACCCUAUGGCUUGGAAACAAACGCUGUGAAAGUCAAAUAAGGGAAACUCAUGUCUCCUGUGAUGCACCAGCAUCAGACUUUCAGAUGAAGGCAGUGUGCAUAAUUAAGUUUAAUGGCACCUUUCAAUGCAGCGAAGAGCUUGCAUUAACCGUAUACAGGAACCCAGAGGUUAGGCUCACUGUUAAGGAUGGAAAUGUCAGGCAGACAGAUUAUGAACUGCACUGUGAUGUCUUUAAUGAUACCUCUGGUCAAAACUUCUCUCUCACAUGGUACAAAAACAAUAAAAUCUUUAAGACAGUUCCCUUCAUUGAGUCACACGGAAAGCGAGAAAACAUUUCCGAUAUACUGACCAUUGACAUCAGCAGGGAAGAGAAUUUUGCUGACUUUAGAUGUGAAGUUCAACUGGAUCUUGGACUGCAGAAACCACCGAAUCCUGUUAUUUCUACAACAUACAUUCUCUCAGCACGCUAUGUCCCCGAGGUCAGUACAUAUUCUAACAAGAACAUCACUGUGGCCAAGGGUGGUGAUGCAACCCUUCUCUGUGAUGUAGAGGGGAACCCGCCUCCUGAGUAUCAGUGGACUGUUGAUGAAGAGCCUUUGUCUGAAACCACUGACAGGCUUGACAUUUUUCAGGUUAACAGCAGUUCAACCUAUACCUGCACAGCUACAAAUAUUCUGGGAAACGUAACUGUGCAAGUUUAUGUUGUUGUCGAAGAAAUGACGACAACAGGCCCUGCAGCCGUGUCAAACCCAGAGGAAAAGGCACUUGAAAAUUGUGGCUUAACCUUGAUGCCCUCUGAAGUUUAUGUGAAAUAUGGAGAUCCAGCUUCGAUAAAUUGCAGCACAGCCAGCAGAGAUGUUGCUAAAAUGUCCUGGGAGUUUUCAGUCGGCAGCAGUUCUGAAACACCUCCCACUGUAACUUGGACGGUUGAGAAACUAAAAGACUUCACUGCGAAGCCUUUUUGCUUUGUCACUCUGAAUGAUGAUAGUCAGUGCGUUAUAAAUCCAGAUAUUAUUCUUUACAAGCUUCCAGAUUCGGUGGCAGUAUCUGCGGUGGGUAAUGAUUCAAUGAGAGAGGGUGAAGAGCAUCAGUUGCAGUGUGCCAUUCACACAGUGACCCCUGCAAAUAAGCUCCUUGUGAAGUGGUAUAAAGACAAUGAAAAUGUCUUCUCAGAUGACAAAAAAAACCUGAGUUUGUCCCCACCAGGAAGUCUUAAAAAUCUGUUUUAUUUCUACACUUUCACUGCCAAGAAAAGCGACAAUGGAUCACUUUUCAGAUGUGAGGCUGAGUUUCAGUUUGGUCCUGCAGGGCCACUGGUGCCCCCAUCAAUGGCCUCAAAACCUUACACUGCUCAUGUACACUAUAAGCCAACCUUCAAAGCUUGCAAUAGUCAUCACACUGGUGUGGAAAAUAGAUUCCGUCUGCAUGAUUUGUCUUGUGAAACUGAUGGGAACCCUCCACCUGAUAUUAAGUGGUACUACAAUGGUGCACUGAUUGAUUCAUUGAAGCUCCUUAACAGGAAUGACUCUGGGAUCUACACAGCUACAGUGCAUAAUUCAAUGGGCCAGGUUAAAACUGAUGUUAGCAUCAGAGUUGAAUACAGACCCAGUUUGUCCUGUCAGAUGCUGUAUGAGGUUAAAGUAAACGAAGCACCAAAAACUUUGUGUGAACUAGAGGGUUCACCUCCCCCUGACAUCUCUUGGUUAAAAAAUGGAACUGAGAUCUUUCCACGGCACUGGAAAAAACAUGAGAGUGGAAACUAUUCACUAAAAGCAUCCAACAAACAUGGAAAAGCUGAGCAGCAUUUUUAUCUGAACAUUUUGUACUCCCCUGAGUUCACGGAGCCAGAUACCACUGUGGGUUUUACUGUAGACAACAACGUGUGUUUAGUUUGCAAUGCUGAUGGCAACCCUGAGCCUGAGAUCAAAUGGACCCACUACCAGCCUGCAGAUAAUGUACGGGAGACCACUGUGGGGCGCCAGAAGAUCAUAACCAUCACAAGAGCCACGUCUACUAAUGCUGGCCAUUUCAUCUGUGUUGCCACGAAUAAAGUUGGGAAUGUGACAAGAAGUGUCAUUCUGGUGAAGAGAGAUAAAAUCGAUCACUUCUUCACGUACUGGUGGGUUAUCCUGCUACUAGUACUACUGAUCGUGAUUGCCAUUUUGGGACUCAUAUAUCGAAAUAACCGCAGAAAACAAGGACUGUAUAAUUUUGUUUAUGACAAAAACAUCCCAAUGCAAAGCAACACCACUGUAGAGAAUGGGGCGCAAUUACUGAAUGGUGAAAACUAAAGUUGAAAGCAAAAGCCGCUUGUAAAUAAACAUUAUUAACCUCAUAUAUGCUAAAACAGUUAAAAAAAACGACUUUUGUGCAAAAUGUUAAACUGUUGUGUUUUAGCUUUUAAACGUUCUUUUUACACUUUCAUCAUCAUUGCUUUUGUACAUUUUGUUCUUGCAUCAUCAGUUAUUUAAUAUGUAAAAAUAAAUUGUAGCACCUUUA
This is a messenger RNA of Girardinichthys multiradiatus, 2867 nucleotides long. RefSeq names its product hemicentin-1-like. Gene Ontology annotation, biological process: cell adhesion. The transcript is spliced from 10 exons. Lineage: Eukaryota; Metazoa; Chordata; Actinopteri; Cyprinodontiformes; Goodeidae. The coding region runs from base 161 to 2659 and encodes 832 amino acids. Gene Ontology annotation, molecular function: integrin binding. The record is from RefSeq and is a predicted model, not a curated record.